AUGGCGCUUUUGAACGAGGACGGGGACCAUGGAGUACUUGAUUUUAGUGGUGGGCUUCGUCCGGGGUUUGUUUUUCCCGUCAAGAAGGCUCUGAAGAAAGAUCGGCACAGCAAGAUUUGCACUGCGAAAGGGGUGAGGGAUAGGAGGGUGAGGCUGUCCAUAGAAAUCGCCCGCGAUUUCUUUGAUCUUCAAGACAUGUUAGGGUUUGAUAAAGCUAGCAAAACGGUGGAGUGGCUGCUUAGGAAAUCGAGGAACGCCAUUAAAGAGCUGACGAAGAUGAAGCAAUACGGAAAUGUUGGUUGUGCCGGUGGUCAAAAGAGGUUGUCUCUUGUCUCCGAUGAUGAUGAUCAGAUCGAAAUGAUGGCUAAUAAUCGAGAGUUUGAUUUCGAUGAAGGAGAAAGCAACUCACUUGAGCUAGUGGGUGUUGUUUCAAAAGAGAAAAAGUUACAGAAAUUAGCGGCAACCCCUCUUAAAGAGACAAGGGCAAGGGCAAGGGCAAGGGCAAGGGAAAGAACUAGAGAAAAGAUGAACAGUGCUCAUGAGUGGAAAAUAUGUUCAGAUUCAAGCACUCACCCAUUGAGUUCUUUGACCCAACUGGAAACAUCCAAGAAACCUGCAGAUCAUUUAGUUUAUGGCCACAACAACAUGGUAUCGUCUUCCUUUAAAGUCGUUGCUCAUCAAGUUGAACAACCUAGUGCAGCAUCAAGAGAAAAUGUCAUCGAAAAAUCUAUAGUAAUCAGAAGGAUGUUGAAGCCAUCUACAAUUUUGGGUUAUCAGCAAAGCCUUGCAACUUCAAAGGAUGCAAACUGCUGCAACAGCUUUGACAGUAAUGGCUUCCCCAAUUUGUCCCAGAAUUGGGAUACUAAUGGUGCAAACGGCUCACUCUACCCUUUGUGCUAUAACUAA
Molecule: messenger RNA, 906 nt
Organism: Hibiscus syriacus
Lineage: Eukaryota; Viridiplantae; Streptophyta; Magnoliopsida; Malvales; Malvaceae
Product: transcription factor CYCLOIDEA-like
Exons: 1
Coding region: 1-906 (301 amino acids)
Biological process (GO): regulation of secondary shoot formation
Cellular component (GO): nucleus
Molecular function (GO): sequence-specific DNA binding; DNA-binding transcription factor activity
Source: RefSeq, a predicted model, not a curated record